UGUGAAAACAGGCUCCCUCUCUCCCUCCCUCUCUCUCUCUCUCUCUCUUCGCAAUACAUACCCCAUUCUGUCUGUUCUGGAUUACGACCGCCGGCUGGCUUUCUCGCCAAGGACGCACUAUCAGGGGUUCCUAGCUGGAUCCAUCGCGGGCAGCGCGCUCCAAUGACACGGCCGUUCCCCCCCAUCCAAUAUUGGGCCUGGCGUUCAGCUGAAGGAAUGGCGUGGCUCCGGGACAGAGCCUCAUGCUGCUCAAAAGCGGGACGCAGCCGUUGGUUGCUGGGCAUCCAGAUGCCCGGUUCCUCUCUUUUGCAAAAUUCCUCACAAGGUCCUCGUCUUCCUGUUGGGAGUCGCCUGAGUGCUCGACCGUUGUUGACCCUCCACAGCUCAUAACGGGUUCACUUUGCUCCCUUUCUUCCCUCCCGGACCAUGAGCAGGGCCCUUCGCUGCGCGGCCUUGAGCUGUGCUCUUGGCCUCGCUGAAGCCAAAGCGUUGAAAUGGGGUGCGGAUGCGGCAACAUGGGUUCCCGCUCGAGAGACGGUGACGUUUGGCGUUAUGUCCAGACUAGGCAUGAUCGAACCAACUCCGACACCCGCCCCUUACCCGCAGGGUGAGCCCAGGAAGGUGGAGGCUCGAGGCACGACAGAUAAUACCUGCGGGUAUAUGAGCGGGAUAUUGACGUCAUCACUAUAUUGCGAUCCAACCGCGUCUUGUGUAUACAACGAGUCCAAUAUGCACAUCGGAUGCUGCGAUGACGGCGAGACCAGGUGCCCGAUUUGGACGACGUGCUACGACUCCACGGACAGCGCGAAGUAUACCACAAGAAACGGCCUGACGCUGUGGUGCGGCCAGUCCGAAUAUCCUCACUGCUUCACUCAUACCUACGAAGACCAAGCCCUCAAAGGCUACACCGUGCUCGGCUGUGCUGUAGCCGGCGGGACAGGAAAGGUCUGGUACAGCCCUACCUCGAGGCCCAGCAGCAGCGAUUCAAGCAGCACCAGCAGCACAUCUUCCAUCUCGGACCCUACUUCGACCUCCAGCUCUCCCACCACAAGAGCCGCAGCCGCAACGGAUGGCCCUAACGGCGGGUCUAACGGCGAUUCCAAUUCCGACGGCGAUUCCAACGGAAGCUCAUCGUCCUCGACCCCAGUGGGACCGAUCGUCGGCGGUGUCGUCGGCGGCCUGGGCGCCGUCGCGCUGAUCAUCCUCGGCAUCUGGAUGCUGAUGCGGCAGAGGAAGAAAGGAAGCCAAGCAGCAGCCGCGGCGGCGGCGACGCAGCAAUACCAGUCCCAUGCGCCUCCGCCUCCCGGCCCCGGCCACCAGGACCCGCACAUGUCGCAAUACUACGGCGCCGCGGCGGGCGCAGGCUUCAGCCCGAUGGACCCCCGCGCGAGCAUCGCCAAGCCGCCGGCCUACGCGGGCGCAAUGCCGCAUAGCCCCUAUGGGUCGCCGGGGCCCGAUCAGGCGGCGGUCUCCUCGAUGACCAGCUCCCCGCCGCACAGCCCUUCCCCCGCCUAUCACCCGCACGGUACCCCGUCGCCUCCGCCACCGCAGCAGCAGCCGGGGCAGUUUGGCCAGCCGCAACCGCAACCGCAACAGCAGGCAUACGGAAACGUGUCGCCUGGGGCGGCGUACCCGCAGCAAGGACAACCGGGAUAUGGUGCUGGUGGAAACGGGUAUCCGCAGCAGCAGCAGCAGUAUACGGCUGAGCUGCCCGCGACGAGGGGGGAUGGAGAGUUGAGGGAGUUGCAGGGCUAGAUAUAGCGGUUUGGCAUUAGGGGCUUUGUUUUUGGCAGUUACGUGUCCAUGAUCUUUCGAGCAAAUUUUGUUUUGCAUACCGUAGGAGUGCCUGGGUAAUUCUCGCUAAAUAUAAGGUAGGUAACUGUGCUGACGGGGUAUCGAUAGGUAGUGGGAUAUGGACACACUAGGUACAGAAGGGUAUCCAGUUGAAAUAGGAAUCAAAAGAAAUUUUACGUACUAUAUCAUAAUCUACGUGGUCU
Chaetomium strumarium is the source of this 1997-nucleotide messenger RNA. RefSeq lists its product as uncharacterized. The transcript has 3 exons. Bases 427 to 1755 code for a protein of 442 amino acids. Lineage: Eukaryota; Fungi; Ascomycota; Sordariomycetes; Sordariales; Chaetomiaceae. The record is from RefSeq and is a predicted model, not a curated record.